AUGUCGACAAAUAUCCCAGCCGGCCUCAAGUCCGCAGACAUUAGCCGUUUCCUGACUCGGGCCGCACAGCUUGAGAAGGCGAAGCCAGCUAUUUCAUACUGGUGCAAUUUCUGGGUCGUCACUCAGAUUCUAGCUAAAAAUCUCCAUAACUCGGACGAAGAAUGCCUGAAAUACACCACUGAUCUCAUGGAUAAACUGGAGAAGUUUAAAAAAGAGCAUGCCGGUGAUGAUACGAUAACAGAUGACACUGUUGGCAAGGCAUACGUGGAACAAUUCGCCUUGGAAACAUUUCAACGAGCAGAUAACGCAGUCCGGGCAAAUAAAGCGACACUACAAACUGCGGAUACCUUCCAGGCAGCAGCCACAUUCUUAGACCUUGGCCAGGCAUGGGGCCAACCUGAUGCCGAGACAGCCUCGAAAACCAAAUUUGCCAAAUAUCAUGCUGUCCGUAUUGUGAAGGCUAUCAAAGCAGGCGAAGAUCCGAACCAGUCCAAUCCUACGAAUGCAGAAAACCCACAAGAAUCUGAAGAGGGUGGUCCUUCGACUGGAGGAGAGGCGCAGGGCUCGCCAGAAGAGCUUAGAAAGGGGCGACAGGCUUCCGUCGAGGAUAUACCAGAUGACUUCGAUAAGGUUCAGAGUAAACUAGCAGCACAGUCAUCCUUAAACGAAUCCAUCCAUCCCUCACGUUCGUCAUCUGCUGCUCCUCCGCCACGUUCUACGGGUCCUCUCCAUAUCCCAAGCGCACCUACAAGCGCACCAGGCAGCGGCCUUCCAAGCCCGCCAAUUACUAUGCCGUCAGGAAUGAUGGACUUUGACGAACACCUACGGCAAAGGCCCUCGCAGCUCUCCCAGGCCACCGUUCCAGACCUCCCUGCUGCACCCUCUGAUUUUCCAUCACCAGCGUCAAGCAGUGCUGACUUCCCCUCGCAUCUCGGUCCAACCCCUGACUUCUCAUCCCUCAAUACACUCCAAUCGUUCCCUCCGCCCGUUACGGAUGCCCAAUUCCCUCCCACUGAGUCUCAUGCGCUUGGCCCUCCCCAGCGUACAUCUCCCGGAACCGAUAGGACAUCUCACCCCAAAGUGCCAAUGGUGGCCCCCGUGACCCAACUUCCUAAAGGGACGCUUCCUGCGUCAUCUUCAACCGUUGGGGCUAGUACCUUGAGCCAAACAGUUGACGAGGAAGCAAUUUCAAAUGCGCAAAAACAUGCUCGCUGGGCAGUGUCUGCGCUCAAUUUCGAUGAUGUAAACACGGCUGUUAAAGAGUUACAGAAGGCUCUAAGCUUCCUGGGGUCCCGUUGA
Messenger RNA from Arthroderma uncinatum, 1299 nucleotides. RefSeq lists its product as uncharacterized. The record is from RefSeq and is a predicted model, not a curated record. The coding region runs from base 1 to 1299 and encodes 432 amino acids. Gene Ontology annotation, cellular component: multivesicular body. Gene Ontology annotation, biological process: late endosome to vacuole transport via multivesicular body sorting pathway. NCBI's taxonomy places the organism in Eukaryota, Fungi, Ascomycota, Eurotiomycetes, Onygenales, Arthrodermataceae. The transcript has 4 exons.